CGAGCCUUAAGGUAUAAGCAAUCUAAAACAAAUCAAAAUACAUAUAUUUUGGUCUCAUCCGUUCGCAAAACCCAAAUCAGCAAAAUACAGAGAAAGCUCAAACCCUUUGGUUUGAGUGACAUCUGGGAGAAACCACUGCACCAGAGUGGUGACUGCGCCCAAAGCCAAAACCCUGAGGUACUUGGAAUUUGAUUGGGUGGGAAGGUAACAUAUGUAUUGAUCUUUUUGGAACUGGUGAAGUGGAAUUGUUGGAAGGAUAGUUCAAUGGAUAGGGCAAUGAUGGUGAGGAGACCAAAGCACCUAGGUGGUUUUGAGGGAAACAGAAAAGAAUUUAGACCGUGGUCUGAUCUUCCAGUUGAUGUUUUGAAUAUAAUUGCUGAACGACUUGAUUUUAUUGAACAAUUAUACUUUCGUCUCGUUUGUAAGAAUUGGCGACAAUCUCAGGUUGUUCCACUUUAUAAGAAUCUUCCAUGGCUUAUGGAACACAGUUGGACUUAUGAUGACAAAAAUGUCAACAGUGUAUGUAGGUUUCACCUUCCAACUGACAACCGAAGUCAUGACACUUGCAACAAACUUCGGAGAGAAGAGUUGAAUGAUUUACAUGGUGCAGUCAUAUGUGCUUCAAGAUUUGGUUGGUUGCUUUUACAGAAAUCUACGUUGUCAUUCUUCUACAAUCCUUAUUGCAAGAGUAUAAUCAAACUACCUGAUCUUGAUAUUGGCUUCAAUCGAAGUACGUUUUCCUCAGUUCCAACUUCUCCUGAUUGUGUUUGCUUUGCAAUACAAAGUUCCAAAAACAGUAGCAAAAUGUUGCUAAGCACAUGUCAACCGGGUGAUCGCAAAUGGAGCAGCACAGUCAAAUUUGUUGGUCCUAAAAAGGCAGUUGAGGAUGUGGUUUACAGUAAUGGAACUUUUUACUGUGUUUUUAGUGAAGGAGCUUUGGGGGCCUUUUGUGUUGCAGACAGUGACUGGAGCUUGCUCACAGAUGUGGAUUUGAUUCCUGGGGAAAUGUUUUCAUCAAGGGCUCAUAUGGUAGAGUCUAAUGGUCAGCUCUGGUUAGUGUGUCCUUCUGGUUCUAAGUGCUUUAAAGUUUUCAAAUUUGAUUGGUUAGAAAAGACUUGGGAUAGGACGCAUGCAUUGGGAUGUCAAGCAUUAUUUCUCGGCUGUACCUCAUUCUCAGUUUCAGCAGAAGGAGAAACUUCGGGUUUUGCAGAGAGGAUUUAUUAUCACCGUGAUACUUACAGUUCCUAUUACUCAUUGGAGACUAAGCAAAGUUAUAAAUGUACGUUUUAUCCACGGGUUAAUAAACAUGGGCCUGAAAGAAUUUGGAUUCAACCUCCUAAGAUAUAGGUUCAAAUAGGUUAGACACCAAUUUGGAAAACAGGUCUAGCCAUUUAGUCAUCUUUCUUUUCUUGCACCAUGAAAUGGAAGAUUGUUUCCUAUUUGAUUUUGAAGUUUGAAAAACUAAUAUACUUUGGGGCACUAGUUUGAGUUCUAGCACUAUUAAGUGUAGAGGAUUUACUGCUCUUAUUUCCUUGAAUAACAAGCUGUUGGAUAAAAAGUUUGGAUAGAUUCUAUGGCAUCAUUAUAAUACUAUGACUUGUUAUUGUUA
Molecule: messenger RNA, 1609 nt
Organism: Quercus robur (English oak)
Lineage: Eukaryota; Viridiplantae; Streptophyta; Magnoliopsida; Fagales; Fagaceae
Product: F-box protein At3g56470-like
Exons: 2
Coding region: 265-1347 (360 amino acids)
Molecular function (GO): protein binding
Source: RefSeq, a predicted model, not a curated record